AUGAGCCCAAGUGCCUGUUUUCAGCAAUGUGUAAAGGGCAGCCUUCACGUGCCACAAUGUAAACCUUGCCUGAUCCAAGUUUUAAGGGCCGUUCCUGGAAGCCGCCCGGAGACGGCAGGAAGCAAUCUCUCUCUCGCUCCAGUUCUUCGACAGGGGCUGCGGUCCAAGGACAGCAGUGCGCUUGAUCAGACACUGCUGCUCAAAGACCGAGACAUGAUGGACACGUCUGUUUUGGAGCUGUCGAGCACUGAAGCUUUUGACCUGCUCCAAGAGUGCGCGAAGCGAUUGUUGGAGAAGCCUCUAGAGGGCCAGGUGUAUUGCGCAUGGAUACAGCGGGUGGUUUUUCACCAUGGUAUGUUCAUACGCUCGCAUCCGGCGCUUAGAGAUGCUCUCCGGCCGCUUCACGAUGCCACAAGCUCUAGAUGCGCCUCCUACAGAGGUUUGAUGUACAUGCACGGUCGCCUUCAUGGCCUUGUUGCAAGGGGAACAGAGGUGUUAGAGAGAGAGGCCACAGAGACGGUCGUCCGAGUCCCACUGCUGGAAUAUGUCGAGGGUGAUGAGGACUUGGAAGAAGACGAAAAGCAGAAGCAGGAGGAAGAGGUUGGAGAAGUGGAGGACGACGAGGAUGACGAGGACCUCGAUUUCAAUGCGGAUGAUUGGUUGGAGAGUGACGACUAA
Messenger RNA from Symbiodinium natans, 678 nucleotides. Lineage: Eukaryota; Dinophyceae; Suessiales; Symbiodiniaceae. The record is from the annotation of a GenBank genome assembly.